GCGCAUCGCCAGCUCUCCGGGCCCGGUCGACCUCUGCAUCACUCGCGGUUCUUGCGAGAGGGGAGACUCAGGACCCAUUGUUGGAGUGAGUGAGCGCCUUAUCAGCUGUUCUCGACGAUGCGGAGUGUAUAGUCCGGUCAUAGUCCAUUCAAGUGCUAGGUGAGCCAGUCUUCCAGCUCGUCGGAUGCAGGGCACGGCAGGGGCUGUUAUUGGCGUCGCGAGAGCUCUGGGGUCUAGAGCAUUCGUUCGGGCUGUGUCUUGUCCUUGGAUCUGGAGCAAUACUUUUGAGCGAGGGUCGCGUGCAUUUGAGUGCUGCCGUGUCGUUUUGAUUGGUAGCUCUUUGUGCUAGACUUCUGCUGUCUCCUCCCCAAAUCGAGUCCAUAAUGUAUCAAACAUCUCAUUCUGAUCACAGUUCUAAGGGAAUGAAGGUGAAGCAUCUUGUGCAGCUGGUGAGUCUAACGGUGUUGUUCACAUGGUUGCUCUACCAGCUGAACAGUUCACACCAGGUGAAAGUUGCUUCAUUGCGCCUGAGGGCCGAUGAGAUUGAAGAUGAUGGGGCAGGAGGGCUCAACGAUGCGAGCAAUCUUCUGGAUAUUUUCUCGGAUAUCGACCUAGGUCGAGUGGGAGAUGAAAUCCUGAGCCGUAGUUUGUUGCGGCAGAAAAACAUUCAGCCGGCUGAAUUGAGAGAAAUUGAACGUGAAGAGAAUAACAACGGAGUCGAUGAGCUCGAACAAGUUGCGGAUGAGGGCGAUGAUUCUGGUGAAGGUGACGGAGACGAAGGCGCUGUCAAUCUCUUAGAUCAGGACGAGCAGGUUCGAGGUGUGGACGAAAUAGAAGGUGAGGGAGAGCUAAAGGAGGAGUCAGCACCGGAGGGAAUCGUCGCCGAAGAGUCCGAAGCUCUGGAGCAGCCAGGGCGACUCCACCCCUCGAAAUUGGAUCCUGCCAGCUGAGUACGUCGGUAGAGGCCCCCUCUCAUUCACGGUGAAAGUGCUCCCCGUUCACCGUAUCGCCAGGAAACCUGAACCAUAUCACGGCAGGUGCGGUGUCAGUAGCGGUGUCACAAGCCUAGCGUGGAAUCUCAAUGCUCUAAUCUUCGCGUUCUCCUGGUGAGAAACGGCCUGCUAUUGAGAUACUGAGACGGAGAGGAUUGAGAAUUGGCACUGCUGUUGAAGGAAGAAGAGGGGUCACAAUCGUACUGGAGAAGCCUGCGUUGACUGAGGUGCGGAUGCUGGAAACGGCUUGUUUAGAUGCAAGCUCUUGUAGCGGGAACAAGGAAAGCCACACUGGCGAAAAUUGUGCAAUUAAAUUUCGGGAGGAGCCAUACCUGGCGAGCUAAAAUGGUGUCGAGCAUGUCAAACAAGGAGAUUCUGUCGACCGCAGGUGAGGGCAAGAAUCUGCCCGCUCAACCCCGUGGAAGAAUAAGUUUUCGCGCACGCAAAGCCGUGCACGCAUCACCAUUCAACGAACCCUUAUCGAAGAAUGGCGAAGAUGAGAACUCCAAGGCAUCCUCAUUAUUGUCUAGCGCUGGCCAAAUCGGGAGUAUCGUCCAUGAAGAUAGUAAUAGGCAGACAGGACGCACCAGACGAGGUGCCUUUGGUACAAGAAGUGGAGAAUUAUUUGAUAGUCCUUCACAAGGACGAAAAGUCCGCAGAAAGAAAGCCGCUCCUUCAGUCCCCACGACGUCGACAGAGGUGGCCCUGUUAACGACUUCGGGAGAUCCGUCAAAAGCAUCAACGGUGGAUUUUUGGCACUCUUCUCUUUCCGAACCAACAGGAGUCGCCGCAGACCACGCCGCGGACCACGAUUCGACAGCAGCUCCGAUUCUCGCUACGACUACGACAGCGACGACAUUGGUUGGCAGCGAAGAGAUGGCCGCCGCCAUCGAACACCUGAAGCGUGCCGACGCGAGGUUGCGAAGUGUGAUCGAAAUGCACGAUGAAGGCCCGAAGUUCGAGAAAUGUGACAGCGCAUUUUCGGCCUUGGCGCGAAGCAUCGUCUUCCAACAGCUCGCGACGAAAGCCGCGUCCGCCAUCUUCGGUCGCGUCCUCGUCCUCUGCGGGGGCGCAGAGAAUCUGCGGCCUGAAAGAGUAGCCGAGCUGUCGAAGGAGCAGCUGCGAGCCGUCGGGAUUUCGGAGCGGAAGGCGAGCUACCUUCACGACCUGGCAGCCCACUUUGCGUCGGGAGCUUUAUCCGACGCGGCCAUCGGCGAGAUGGACGACGGCGAUCUGAUGAAAGCCCUGAUGGCCGUGAAGGGCAUCGGCGUCUGGUCCGUGCACAUGUUCAUGCUCUUCUCUCUGCACAGGCCGGACGUGCUCCCGGUGGGCGACCUUGGCGUCCGCAAGGGCUUUCAGAAGUUGUACCAGCUGGCAGCGCUGCCGUCGCCUGCUGAGAUGGAGCGGCUGUCUCUGAGCUGGCAACCCUACCGGUCCAUCGGGUCCUGGUACAUGUGGCGUGUCCUCGAUAUGACUCUUCCCUUCUAAUAAUAAAAGGAUCGUCUCCCUCAGCAUCGUCUACGCGUGGCAUACUUUCGUACCUCCCAAAGUCGCAAUUUUUUUGGGGGUUUUUGCCCAGUCCCAAAUUCCGAGCAGAUUAAUUCGGAUUGUUUCAAUCCGAAUUAAUCUGAAACAAUCAACAAUCAGGCUCGCGCCUCCAAAUGUCUAAUACUGUCAGGGUCACGAGAGCCUAAUACACUUGGAAUGUAAGCGAUUGUCGAAUCUCCCUCUUUGUUUGACCUUUCUCACUUCAUGGCUCUGCAAAUCCGUAAUCAAGAACCAUGCCGCGAUUUUUACAGAAUUGAUUGGCCAGGAAAUAGAGGUCUCAAGUUCUCAACUCGUAGUGAGAGCUCACCUGAAUUCGAUCUCCUCUUUUUGCUUUUGGCAAAUGUGUCAAAUAAAUUGACACAUUUACCGUUCAGACAUUUUGCAGUUUCUAAUGAGAAUGUUCGGACAAGUAGAUAGUAACAAGAGAUGUAAGUGUCUGGCUACGAUAUAAUUUAAGUCAAUUCUUGUG
Molecule: messenger RNA, 3009 nt
Organism: Marchantia polymorpha subsp. ruderalis
Lineage: Eukaryota; Viridiplantae; Streptophyta; Marchantiopsida; Marchantiales; Marchantiaceae
Source: the annotation of a GenBank genome assembly